AUGGACUUUGCUCAAGAUCAUGGCUCGCUCAGCAUCUCUGUGGAGUUUCUCCAGUCAGCAUUGGACACGGCGAUGCUUACUUGGAGGGAAGAUCUAGAGGACGCACUACCUCCCUUUAUCUGGGAAACUGUCGCGCGUGAAAGGAGCAAAAGUGAGAUUUCUGACGAGGGGGACAGGAGAGACAAGCUUGGAACAGUGUCAGUUAAUGCUAUAGCGACGACCGACUCCUAUGAGCGAUUCUUUCCUAAUGAACCCCUUGGUGUCGGCAAACUUCGUGAUUACCUUGAUUCAUUUCCAUCUGAAAGUUCACAUUCUUUCAACCUUCUUAUAUCCAGUGAAACAGAACGGGAAAUCAUGGGAUUGUGGACGAGCACUCAGUAUUCCAACCUAAUUCUACCUUUUGGGAAGGGUAUUACAGAUCAGUACACUGGAAAGCGAGUUCUUUUGCGGCAAAUGAGCACAACUAAGAUCCGUAACGACCUGUAUUUUUUGCUACAAUGGCGACUCUUCUCGGAUAUGCAAAUUGUUGUACCCGCGUCUCACAGUCGUGAUGUCGAUGACGAAGGUCGAGUUGUGUGCGUUUUUCCAUGCCAUAAGUCGAUUCUUGCGGCACGGUCGCCUUACUUUCGCGACAUUCUUCUAUCGCGUCUUGAAAAACGUGAAUCUGCUCAUCAACGACCGCAGAAGUUGUUCAUUGUUCCUCUGCCUUCACCUCCGUUCAAUCCGGUGACUGUGGACUUCACGUUACGUUUCAUAUACACGGGCCUCCUACAAUUUCCACUCACUCAGUUUACCGCUGACUAUUCCACGACGGUUUCCCUCUACCGUGCAUCGCAAUAUCUUCGAAUUCCAACAUUGCAAUCUGCAAUAGUGUCAUACACCAUAGCUGACAUGCUGCAUGGGUGCUUCUCUGCCCCUAUGUCUGCAUCCUCAUACGCUCGGUUGAUCGAUGGAAAGUGGAAGCAGAUGGUCGCGUUGGGGGGUUGUUCAUGCCGCCAUUGCGCUCGUAGAGCUCCGCGAAUUUUGGCAUUCGCUAUGGAGCCGGAUAUCCAAGAUCUAAUACUGGAACGGGGAACGCGUAGAGCCCUGGUGGGUAUGUUCGGUCCUCAAUGGUGCACACAAGAGCUUGGAUCCAUGCCGGCGGCUGUUCACUCUGCUUUACUAGAAUCAUUAAAUGAAAUGAUUACCCCACGCAACGCACUGGCCCUUCUUUUUGCUGCGGAAACAGCGCUUUUACAACUCGAUGAAUCAGCGUAUUGGCACAAAUCAGUAAGAAUGCUGAUUUUAUCCUGUCGUGAACAACUAGAUCACGUCAUUUGUCAACAAUCAAGACCGUCUUUCUACUGUGAUGAGUGGACAAACCUUAUCACGAACCCAAUGCUCCAUGCACAAGGAGUGACACACACUACAGUGGAAGACGAACGGAGGGCGACCUGGAUUUUGGAUUCGUUGGCCAGAGGCGUUACCCCGCAGAAUGCGAGCACGAUAUACCAGACUUUAACGUGGUUUACUGAGGCUCAAGUCCCUCUUGAGAACCAAAACGAGCGCGUUGUAGAGAUGAUGGCGCCGUUCAAGCAACAUCUGGUACAAAUGGCAGUUCAGACGCAUAGAUUGUCGGUUAUUUCAUCUGCUUCCUCCAUCCUUGAGCCAAUAGACCCAGCCCAUCGGUCCCUCGUUGCACUAGAUCUAUCUGACGCCUCCGUAUAUUCAUACCCUUCUUCACGCACCAUGUCUACAGAAUACGGGAUAUAUUAUACGAGAUUAGCUAUUUCGCAGGAAACUGUCGAGAGGGCGGUCGCAUUUCGUAGGCGGCGUAGCUGGGAUACCAUAUCCACAUAUACCGAACUUCAGGAAGAAUAA
This is a messenger RNA of Psilocybe cubensis, 1860 nucleotides long. RefSeq lists its product as uncharacterized. The record is from RefSeq and is a predicted model, not a curated record. Gene Ontology annotation, cellular component: cytoplasm. Bases 1 to 1860 code for a protein of 619 amino acids. Gene Ontology annotation, biological process: regulation of proteolysis; proteasome-mediated ubiquitin-dependent protein catabolic process. Gene Ontology annotation, molecular function: ubiquitin protein ligase binding. Lineage: Eukaryota; Fungi; Basidiomycota; Agaricomycetes; Agaricales; Agrocybaceae. The transcript is spliced from 3 exons.